UACUUCGAUACUUUGGCGUUUCAGAGUGGAGUCUUGUGGAAGCGCUUGCAAUCUAUGGGUAUGGGCAGUUCAUUUGGAUACCAGUAUCGACACUCGAAAACUGACAUUUCUUCGGUGGCAAACCAGGUUCUUUGUAUCAUUCCCGUUCCCAUCCUACGCUGGGCACUGUGUGGCGUCGCUUUUGGGCUAUCAGGCUACUUCCUCGUAUCGAACGUUUAUCCAAUCCUAGCAACGACAGCUGUCGGGGUCUCGGAUGUGGUAUCCCACCCACCUCAAAAUCGAUCAUUCAUUCUUACUGACAUUUAUAUUACGGGCGACUUCUUACAGGCCGAAGCGAGAGCAACCCGAUUAUUGGUCAUCGUCUUGGUCCUUCUGCACGCUGGCCUGGCGUUUGCCUUUAAAUUGCAAUUCUUCAGCUACUAUGUCGUCGAGCCAAUCGGUGGUGCAGACCCUAUAGGUGGUAUGGAGCCUGUUGACACAGAACUAUAUCAUAGAAAGAGUACUAUCGCAUUCAGCGGGGGUUACCACGCCCCGCCACUAUCUGUGCCCCCCACCCUCCCACUGUGCUUGAGCCCCUCGUAUAGGAAGGCUCAGCGUAUAUAUAUGGCCACUUUCGCCGCCUUCUUUGAGCCCCCAACAUUCUCCCGUUUUUCGUACUCCAUACUGUGGGAUAUGCCUCCCAAGGAAAAGUCAACCAAGCAAGAGACUGUUGUGCCACUGACGAGUUUGGGCGAGACAGAUGGGCAUCUGGUCGAGGUGGAAGCGGUAACAUUCACAAAACCAAGGGCUCAGCAAGCCACUGCCGGAGGUCGUGGGGGUACGGGAAACGUCUUUCAUCAUGUCAUAGAGCCAGGCGUCUUCCAACGGGUUAUCGAGCACGAGACAGCUCGCAUCGUCGCCCACAAGGCCGAACAGCAAGCCGAUAAAGUCCUAAAACAAGAAGAAAUCAAGCUUAGUAAAUCUGCGACCCCAUAUGACGAUCUAUCUUCUAGCUCUCGACCCUCCACACGCCUACGCUCGGCAAGCACGUCCACCUUCGCUACCUCUGUUUCGGGCAGCAGUUCCAGUACUCCAUCCUCCGCUUCCUAUCACCGUCAUACCA
Messenger RNA from Acaulospora colombiana, 1102 nucleotides. Lineage: Eukaryota; Fungi; Glomeromycota; Glomeromycetes; Diversisporales; Acaulosporaceae. The record is from the annotation of a GenBank genome assembly.